UACGGUUCCGUUGGCUGAGAUGAGGGAUGGCAAGGCGCAACGACGAAGGUUGCUCCGAACCAGGCCCGGGACCCACCAUGGGCCGGCCCGUGUAAGGCCCCACCUCACUCACCCACAGCCACAGCUAAAAUCCUCCCAGCGCCGCUUCAGGUCCUUCAUCGCGCGCCCGUGUUUGGAGGAAGUGAACGAAAACAGGCCGAAAGCUCUGACCAACGGCCCAGACAAAGACAGGGCGGGAGACGCGUGAGGGACGGAGAAGGAGGCGAGCGUGAGAUCAUGCACGAGUAUCGCCUGGUGCAGGCCUGCAGCAGCAGCAAUCAGGGUGCUGUGGCUGCAGCUGUCGUGCCUGGCCAGCGAACGACGAGGCUGCCUCGCGGGGCGGCAACCGUCCACUGGCGGACAUCCGUCCUCAUUGACACACAUAGCGCAGGAAACCCGACGGCCGCUCUCAACGCCGAUAAACCUUUCUUUUGCAGACUCGAUAGACAACGUCGCGUCUUGCCGGAAGCGCCGCCGUUCCAGUGACGUCGGCGCCACGUGAUGGGGCCGGGCGGGGGAGGACGGGAGAAGAGGAGAAGAAGAAGAAGAAGCGAUGAGCCUAGGGGAAGGCCCAACCCCCUCCGUUGUUGCCAUUUCGAUUUUCAUUCUCCAUCUCCAUUUGGUUGCCGCCGGCGCUUCGAGGCUGAACCACGCAUACGUGCAUACAUACAUACAUACUACCUCAUCCCUCCCCCCUCCUCUCUCGACUCCACCCAUCUCAUCCAACCCCCUCCGCUCAUCCGCUACUUCAUUCUCCGCCACGACCACCGCAGCCAGACCGCCGCCCGCGUUUGCGUGCACACCAUCAUCAUACCCCCCGUUGUGAGCUCCAAUACGGGCGCCCCAGCUCGUGCGUGCCUGGAGAGCCUGACCCAUUCUGGGGGCGCCUUUUACUCGACCAAUUACGGCGUCGCAUCGUCCAUACAGGUCCAGGAACCAAGUUGGUGCCGCCGGGACAGGCCACUUGACCACGCCUCGGGUCGACCCCGUCCGUCUGACUCUGCUCACGUACGGACGGUUACGGCCACAACCCUGUCACAUCAUCGGGUCGCUCACUCACUCAUCAGUGCUCUAACGGCCGGCCACCAACGCUGCGGGACCCUGCGGGUGCCUGCGACCUGCGACCACGACCGGCAUCAGGAUCCCCAGGGAAGCCUCCAUCUUAUAUAUCUAGUCCUGUAGCGGCCCAACCUGCAUCAGCGAUCCCCCCCUCCCUUGACGCCAGACCGCAGCGUCUUCAUGGUUGCUGGCGGCCAUGCACGUCCCACCUGCCGACCCCAACCGACGCUGUGAUGCAAUAGGCACCUGCAGCGUGGACAGCCCUGACUGGUUCGACGAGGCUGCCUCUUGCUUCCUGCAUGCUUCGACUACGACUGGCGUCGCCCCUACGUCCCUUCGCACAUAGCUUGGACGCCUUUCUCAUCGCUCGCGGUUGGCGAGCCGGACCAAGCGCCCCCAGCGCCCCAGAGCCCAACCCCAGCCUGGGGCUGCGAACAAGAUGGGGCUGGAUUCCCAUCGAGUCGCCGACAAUGGCGACGGACGCUCUGCGCGCUCAAGACGCUAUCGCGCCGAGUCGCACGAUUGGGACACGCAGCCCGACCCAAUUCGUGAUUCGCCGCCUCACCAUCGGGCCGGCAAAGUACAUAGCUCCCGGCGCAGGACCUCGAUGCGCCGCGCCGGAAGCAGCUCCAGGAGCCUGGAUGUGCCAGAGUCUGUGACCAUGCCGCCGCCGCCGCCGCCGGCCAGGUCCUCGACCGACGUCUAUAGACGACCGAGGAAUUGGAUGGCCUACGACGACGGAAGAGAGUCGGUCACCAGCCGGCGGCGCUCCAGGAGAGAUGCCUCUCCAACAUAUGAUCGCCGGGACUAUGGCUCCGCUGAUCAUUCUGCGUACUCGUCGCCAAGCGGCCUGGCGUAUGGCGAUGCCGAUAGGAACCACAUCGAGGUCGUUGAAGACGCCGAGGAGGAGGUCGCCACGCGACGUGGCGGCAGGCAGUCCAGCCGUGAUGACUACAUGAGCUCAUCAGCGGGGACGAGGUAUCGACGCCGUGGUCGGCGACGGAGCCAUACCGAAGAGAUAGUAGUAUUACGACCAGACCACCUGCGCGACGAUGACGACGCUUCGCCCGCCCGCGAAUCGUCCCGCACGGCGGACUUUAGCGGCUCUUCCCGGCAUGGUCGGAGGCAGAUGCAAAAUGUCAUUGAAGAUUCAAGACCGCCAGUAUCUUCUCAAAGAUCUCUUGUAAAACGAAGACACCGAUCGGCCGAGGUGAUUCAACACGACGAUCGUCCUCGGAGAUCUAGCACAGUUCGGUCCAGCCGGAGCAGGGCAGGGUCUUUCUCAGGCGGUCCCUCCGGUAUACUCGGUAGCAUUUUCGGGACACCGUCGUCCCGACGUGCCUCGCCAGAGAGGCACGCCAAAGAGCCUAGAGCCGCACCACGGGUCGACUGUGUGAUUUGCAUGGGUGACAUUUCACUCUCCAAGGCAGCCAAGCUAAGAUGCGGACAUGCCAUGUGCCGGUCGUGUUUGGAGCGCAUCUUCAAGCUAUCCAUUACAGACCCACAACACAUGCCCCCCAAGUGUUGCUCCCAAGAGCAUAUCCCGCUCAAGCACGUGGAGCGCCUAUUCGAUAGCAAGUUUAAGAAGACGUGGAAUCGCAAGUUCGCAGAAUACUCGACCAAAAAUCGCCUCUACUGCCCGUCGCGGAAAUGCGGCGAGUGGAUCAAGCCAGCCAACAUUCGCAGAGAACAUGGCCGAAAGGUCGCCCGCUGCAGCCGUUGCAAGACCAAGGUGUGCGGCAUCUGCAACGGCAAAUGGCAUGGUUCAGACGAAUGCCCUAGGGACGAGGAAACGGCCCAGCUUCUGGCGCAAGCGAAAGAGGAGGGCUGGAAGCGAUGCUAUCGCUGCCGAGCCGUGGUCGAGUUGAAAGAAGGAUGUAAUCAUAUGACGUGUCGGUGCGGCGCGGAAUUUUGUAUGAUAUGCGGCGUCAAGUGGAAGGGGUGCGACUGCCCGUGGUUCAACGAUGGCGGCUACACGGGCGAUUUUCUAGAGCAUAUGAAUGUGCCGAUACCGCAGAUCAGGGGCGACCUACGAGACAUUUUCAACAGUGAAGGCCCGCCAGCUCCGGCAGAGCUGCGAGACAGCCACCCAGUGACGAUGCCGGUCCGGAUGCGGCCGCGGCCGCGCAGCUACCAGGAAGAGAUGCUUGUGCGACAACUACAGGAACGGCGAGAUGCCGAGGUGGCGCGAAAUUUACAAUAUUCUGACGACAUUUACGAUGAACAUGACAUGAUGGGCGGCGUCGGCGACGUGCUUGGCAUUGGGAACGCAGCAGGGCAUUACAUGAACGACAACUACAGACGCGGUGGCCGCUUCACGGCGCCUCUGCAGGGGCCACCUCGCGUGACGGGUCUGGACAGUGGCGUGGACUACGUGGCCGGAUUUGGGCGGGCGAGGGGCCACCGAGGGGACUCGAUGGAGCGCCGACUGGCGGACAGGAUGUCGGAGACGAGAUCCGGGAUUGGGAUGCGAGGGCCGGUGAUGGCACCGCUGUCGCCGCCGAUGUCACCACCGAUGCGUGGGCCUCCUCCAAUGGUGGCGGCGGCGCCUCCCAUACCGGUGGAGAUGAUGGCGCGGACAGUGGUGCAGGGACGCGGAGGGCUCAGGCAUCACAGUUUGGAGGAGGAAUUGUACAACAGGUCGCCGCACACGCCGCGGUCAGAGCGGGUGGUGGGCGGGCGCAUGUCGCGAAACUACCAAGACGAAGCAGAGAUUCACGCCCCCAGGGGUACGAGGCAGCGCUUGCGCGUCGAGGAGCGGCCACGGCCGUCGGAUAUGGCGGGCCUCAGGAGCUACGGCGGGCAGGGUAUGGGACGGGUAUCGCAGUGGAGGACGUUUGUGGAACCAGGCGUUCCGGACGGGGAGUCGGUUGUUGGGCAUGCCUGAGUGCGUAUGGAGUGUUGUACCUACAAUGGGCUGUCUCUUCUCUUGGGAUAAUGACAACCCAAGCUUCUCAGGGGCGGACGGAGCAUGAGACGUGAAGCACGAGUGAUGGGCGAGUAUGCAGCGUCGCGGUAUCGCCGUGAAGCGCCCCGAACAUGCGGCUCGUGAGCAGUAUCGUAUACGUACUGUGGUGUACUAUAUGUUUCUUGGUAUGCCACGUAGCUUGAAGUUGGGUGAUGCAGCCGGUCACAUGUAAUUUCGGGUGCCAUGCGUAAUCUGCUGGCAGAUUCUACUGCUGGGGUGACGAUGGUGCGGCCCAACAAGGCUCGAGGUCGACGCCCUCACAGGAGCAAAGCCGCAAUAGGGGCUGAUGAGGGCGCAGGUCCGCGUGAUGUCACGAGGGGCGGGCGCUCGUGAUGAGAGAGCGGGCGCUUGAUGGUCGACGAGCGGGCGGCGGCGGCGGCGGCUGGAGCGGGGUGUGGGCCGGCCGCCGCCCAACUGCUCACACGACGAGACCGGGAAGCACGCGCACGGUGCGUUGCGCCCGUGGGCAGUUUUUGUCGGUUUUGGACGCUGCCCUUUUGGCAUGGUGG
This is a messenger RNA of Purpureocillium takamizusanense, 4575 nucleotides long. RefSeq lists its product as uncharacterized. Bases 1538 to 3985 code for a protein of 815 amino acids. The record is from RefSeq and is a predicted model, not a curated record. Gene Ontology annotation, cellular component: cytoplasm; ubiquitin ligase complex. Gene Ontology annotation, molecular function: ubiquitin protein ligase activity; zinc ion binding; ubiquitin conjugating enzyme binding. Gene Ontology annotation, biological process: positive regulation of proteasomal ubiquitin-dependent protein catabolic process; ubiquitin-dependent protein catabolic process; protein polyubiquitination. The transcript has 4 exons. Lineage: Eukaryota; Fungi; Ascomycota; Sordariomycetes; Hypocreales; Ophiocordycipitaceae.